GAUAUAUUGGUGCUGACAUCUCAAACACAACUGCCGAGAGUUGCAAGGAAGCAUGUUUGAGAAAAGGGUGCUCAUGCACAAUUGCCCUGUUUCGUAACCAAACGGAUUUCUCUGGUGGAGACUGCUAUCUGUUAUCACAUUCAUUUUCCCUUAUGGACAACGUUUACGGGAACCACUCCACCUCCGCAUUUAUCAAAGUCAACGACAGUUCAGACACACGGAUGACAUUACCAAUCUUUCCAAGAAAGAAUAGGGGACGAACCAUGUUAAUAAUAGGGACUACUGCUGGAGCAGUUUCAUUGUUCUUAGUAAGCCUAUUUGGGAUUAUCAUUUCAAAUAAGGUGAGAAGAAAGGCCAUCGAGGAUGAUGAUCCAGACUUACCAAGGCUCCAGAUAACUCGAUUCCCUUAUGAGGACUUGAAGGCAAUGACCGGAGAUUUCAGCAUCAAGCUAGGGGAAGGAGGAUUCGGCUCGGUGUUUUUAGGAACUUUACCCAGUGGCACUAGGAUUGCGGUCAAGCGCCUUGAUGGUUUUGCACAGAUAAAGAAGUCAUUCUUGGCCGAGGCUGGAACCAUAGGCAUUAUCCAUCAUGUCAACCUGGUGAGACUACUCGGAUUUUGCGCUGAGAAAUCACAUAGGAUUUUAGUAUAUGAGUACAUGUGCAAUGGUUCUCUUGAUAAGUGGAUCUUCCGUAAAGAUCAAGAGUUUGACAUCUGUUGGCAAGGGAGGAGAAAGAUUAUCCUCGACAUUGCCAAAGGACUAGCCUAUCUCCAUGAGGAGUGCCAUAAAAAAAUAAUGCACUUGGACAUCAAACCCCAGAAUAUACUACUGGAUGAGCAUUUCAAUGCGAAGCUCGCUGAUUUUGGGCUGUCAAAGCUAAUUGAUAAGGACCAAAGCCAUGUCAUGACAACCAUGCGAGGAACACCGGGUUACCUUGCUCCGGAGUGGUUAAGCUCUGUUAUCACGGAAAAGGUAGACGUGUACAGUUUUGGCAUCGUAACGCUAGAAAUCCUAUGUGGGAGGAAAAAUGUGGACCGCUCUUUGCCGAGUGAUGAAUCACAUAUGGUGACCCUUUUCAAGUGCAAAGCAGAACAAGAACAAUUACUGGACAUGGUUGAUAAGUCCAGUGGUGACAUGCAACUACACGGCCAAGAAGCUGUCAAGAUGAUGAAAAUCGCAGCACGGUGUUUGCAAGAUGACUAUAGGAAGAGGCCUUCCAUGUCUGCAGUGGUCAAAUGCUUGGAGGGCUUAGUUAGUACAGAUAGCUCAAGUCAUAGCUUCUCAGUUCCUUCUAGUCACAGUAAGCAGAUUGUUGAUGAAAUUACUGAGCUAUCAGCCUUGCAAUUAUCAGGUCCUAGGUGAAGAAAACUAAUUUCAAAGUUAUCUCCAGCGCUUCGAUGGAGUGACUCUUUGAUAGAACUAGGCUUUUUAGUUCAUUCGGAUCACAACAAGCACGUUGUCAAUCAAUUUACCGAGCUAGCCUCGCGAUCACCAGGUCCUAGGUAAGCAGAACUCGUAUUGAUUUUAAGCUCCUACGUAUCAAUUCUUUAAGAGCUCUCUUUGCACUAUUAAACUUCCGCUGUCGAGUCUUCCUGUCUGAUUAAGAUAUGAACGGGGGUAAACGAGAUCAAUUUCUGAA
This is a messenger RNA of Rhodamnia argentea, 1638 nucleotides long. Its product is annotated as G-type lectin S-receptor-like serine/threonine-protein kinase SD2-5. The transcript is spliced from 2 exons. Gene Ontology annotation, molecular function: protein kinase activity; ATP binding. Gene Ontology annotation, biological process: protein phosphorylation. The record is from RefSeq and is a predicted model, not a curated record. Bases 153 to 1361 code for a protein of 402 amino acids. NCBI's taxonomy places the organism in Eukaryota, Viridiplantae, Streptophyta, Magnoliopsida, Myrtales, Myrtaceae.